GAGAUACACUUGUUAUAAGUGGUCAUGGAUUCCAAACAGAGAGCAACGUGACGUUAUUUAUUGGUGAAAUCAAAACUAACAUCACUUUUUAUAACGACACCUACCUCAUGGCAGAGUUACCUCCUUGUUCCCCAGGAACACAUCAUGUAAAAGUAAUUGCCGGAGACCACGGAGCAGCUGUUAACUUGAAACAUGAACUACCCUCGAUCACGUGCAGUCUGGAGCUAACCAGUGUGGAGCCACGUAGUGGUUCGUUGUUUGGUGGCACCAGCCUCACUCUUAAAGGACGAGGAUUUACAUCCAACACCAAGGUUAAGGUCGGAACCAACGACUGUGACAUCACUACAGCAAAUGACAGUCUAGUUAUUUGUAAGAUUGCAAGAGCACGAACAAUACAAAGAGUUACCAAUCACGGUAUUCAUCCAGAAUUUGGGAAGUUCUACUACUGGAGUCCUCAGCAUGUGAAGAUCCUGGUCGGCGACGUGGUACGCUGGGACUGGGAUUUCCCCUUCUACAUCACGACAAUGAAACCAAGGGUCGAGGAGACAUACAACCUGACGUCAAAAUACGGCAAACCUGGAGGAUUCUCUAGUGGAGGCGUUGGUUCAUCAACAGGAUCAUAUUCACACGAGUUCAAUAAAGCUGGCAUGUUCUACUACUGGAGUGGUACAAUUGACGAUUACAGUACCACAUGGUUUCACGGAUCCGUGGAGGUCGAAGAACGGACGUCCUUUCUGGCUGAUGUCACAGUCACACAGGGCGGCUUUGAGGCAAACUACAUCUUAGGAAACACGAUGUCAACGUCUGAUACCUAUGCAACUGUACGAAGAGACAGCUGUUCCGAUCCUCUACCAGUCGAUUCCUCAAACAACAGAAAAUUCCAGUUCGCAUUUUGGACAUGCGUAUCCCCAAUCGUGAAUCAAAUAAGUCGACAAAACGGUACUACUAAUGAUGCUAUACUUAUAUCAGGUAACGGAUUCUCUAACAAAGGUUCUUCGAACAAUAUAACAUUUGGAGACUAUAUAUGCAAAGUGUCUUAUAGUUCGGUGAUAACCGCUAGCUGUAACAUAGAUCCCAAGAACAGACCACGAAUCGGACGUCCGCAAUAUGUUGACGUUUUGGUGAGCAAUUCUGGUUACGCUCACAUAAAAAUAGAUAAAGACAAUUUAAAAACGUUUGCAUUGUUUCCUGAAAUUACUCAAAUUUCCCCCAAGCACGGCUCUCUGGGAGGAAAUACGCGGCUAACAAUUGUCGGAACUGGUUUUGAAGGUCAUCACAGGUUAAUGACUGAAGUAACCGUAGGUGGUUAUCCCUGUGACGUUAUGUCCAGUUCAUACACGGAAAUAAUUUGUCUCACACAGAUGUCCGUUGUCGGUCGUAAACAGGACAUAUCCGUAGAUGUCCCAGUCACAGAAAGCAUGCUGAUCCCGGCGGAAUGUGCAACAACAUGUCAGUUUGAGUACGAUGACCGGCUUACCCCGAAAGUAACCGAUGUGAAUCCAAACUCCAUCACAGGUGAAAAUACAACCACCAUCACAGUUUCCGGAACAGGCUUCGGUGAUGACAUUAGCAGUGUAUCUGUGCUAAUGAAGUCUUCGGAAACAUACAAGUGUCUAGUUAAAAGUGUCUCGGAUUCAAAAAUAACAUGUUUGAUAAACAAUUUACCAUUAGGUACAAACGAAGUGAUCGUCGACAUAGCCCCUAAAGGGAGAGCGCUUCAUAUCAAUGGAAGCCAUAUUGUUAAAAGUAUACCAACUGUAUUAGAUAUACUACCUGUCAAAGGGAGUAUAUACGGCGGAACUGACGUCACUCUAACCGGAAACGGCUUUGAUCCAAACGUAACUAUAGAAAUAGACGGAUCGCCAUGUACAGUGAAAAAUAGAACAGUGAAUUAUGUAGUUUUUACAAGUACAGUUCAUUCCGCUGGCAAUGCAGUGAUAAGUAUCAUCGGGUCUGACGGAGACGUACACCCCCAGCAAACCUUUAUUUUUUCACAGGAGGUUUCUCCUACAGUUAUCGCUGUUCAUCCUUCUUCGGGAACGACUGGACAAAAUGUUACCAUCACUGGUGAACAUUUUGGCACAAACAAGACAAGCGUUUUUAUUGGAGACGAGAAUUGUAUUGUUACAUCUGUCAGGGACACGGAGAUAAACUGCACUGUCGGGGUUCACCGCGCGGGGACAUAUGCUUUAUACGUAAACGUACAUGGUGCUGGGUACUCCAAUGGAAAUGAGGUUUUUACAUACAACAUGUCAGUACACGCCAUCGAACCAAAAUCAGGUAGUUUAGCCGGAGAACAGACGGUUACUAUAAUUGGUUCUGGAUUUGAUAAUAAUAUGACGGUGAACAUAUGUGGAAACAUGUGUAACAAGUCCGAAAGGCAGACGUCGAACUCAACGUCAUUUAUAUGUGACACUCCACCGUUGGCAGUUUCUUCACUUGAAAAGUGCGACGUGACGGUAACGGUGGAUACUGUCACUAAGGUACUGACGGCAGGUUAUACCUACGAUCCCGAUCUUACUCCAGUCAUUGAUGACGUCACACCAAAGCGCGGAGGUACCCAAGGUGGAACACGGCUAACUAUCUCGGGAUCGAACUUCGGACCAACACCUACGUCAGAGUCGGGAUGUGUGUCGUCAGUAACGGUCGCUGGAACAUUGUGUAACAUCACAUCUUGGACGGAAACAGCAGUAGUCUGUUUGACAGAAGCUCAUUCCAAGUCGGAAAGAGCAACUGUUCGAUUGGAAACGGGAUGUAAUGGAAAAGCAGAUGAGAGAAAUGCGAGAUUCCAUUUUGUUGAUGUGUGGUCGUCUGUAUUUACCUGGGGAGGGGCGGCGUCUGGUCUGCCUACCGCUGGAGACAUCGUGGUCAUUCAAAAAGGACAAACCAUCUUGUUCGACACUGACACACCGAUCCUCAAAAUGCUGUUAAUACAAGGAGGAGAGCUCGUUUUUGACGAAAAAGACGUGGAACUGAAAGCUGAAAACAUACUGAUUACUGACGGUGGUCUCCUACAGGUGGGUACUGAAGAUGAACCAUUCCAACACAAGGCGAUAAUUACUUUAUAUGGUCAUCAUCGCUCUAAGGAAUUACCGAUAUAUGGGACAAAGUCACUGGCGGUUCGAGAGGGGACACUGGACCUGCACGGAAUACACAAAAAUAUCACGUGGACAAAGUUGGCACAAUCCGUCAAUACCGGGGACCAGACAAUAAUUGUUCAACACGAGGUCACGUGGCAAGCAGGUGACCAGAUUAUAAUAUCCACAACAGGAGGUGUUAAUUCUCAGUCUGAGACCGAGGAAAUGACGAUAGCAUCGGUCGCUGCAGACAAGAAAACCAUCACGCUCAUCGGCCCAUUAACUUACUCACACCUUGGACGUUUAGAAGUGAUUGCUGGUUUGGAAUUUGAUUUUAGCGCCGAAGUUGGCUUGCUUACUCACAAUGUGGUUGUUCAAGGGCGCAGCGCUCCCCAGUGGAUAGAAAAGAUCGAAGCAUGCCCAGAUGGUUUUGAUCCAGGUUACCAAGCUAUCCAGACGUGCGCUCAGGGUAGGUUUGGAGAAGAAAUGGGUAGUGACGAAUUCGGGGCUCAAGUAGUAAUUCACACAACAGAUCCAACAAAGCAGUUAACGACAAGCCGUAUGGAGUUCGUAGAGUUUUCCCACGUCGGUCAGGCCUUCCGACUUGGUCGGCAUCCUAUCAACUUUCAUGUGGCUGGUGACAUGUCAAAGUCGUAUGUUCGUGGAUGUGGCAUACAUGACACGUUUAAUCGCGCCAUCAACAUUCGGGAUACACAUAACAUACUCAUAGAACGGAAUGUUAUCUACGAUGUUAAUGGUGCCGCGAUAUUCUUGGAGGAGGGGACAGAGACUGGAAACAUAUUCCAGUAUAACCUUGGCGUAUUUGUUAGAGGAAGUUCCCAACUUAUGAAUGACGAUAUAUCACCAGCAACAUUUUGGAUCACAAAUCCAAAUAACACAUUGCGACAUAACACUGCAGCCGGUGGCACACAUUUUGGAUACUGGAUCAGAUUGGAAAAUCAAGUUAAUUCUUUUGUAACUGGGAAUUAUAGACCACAAUAUACUUCUCUUGCUGAAUUCAACAACAAUUCUGCGCAUUCUAUGGGAUGGCACGGCUUGUGGAUUUAUCCACAAUAUACACCGCGGAUGAUGUAUUCAUUAAAUUCGUACAGUUCGUCUCGAAAGGUUGUCUUGAUCAAUAAUAUGCAUGUAUGGAAUUGUCGCAAAGGAAUCGAGGUGAACCAAAUGGGAGCUGUCCGAAUCCGGGGACUGGUCGCUGUAAAUAACACGGACGCUGGGUAUGACGGUAAGAUAAUUACAGAAGGAAAUCAGUACACAGAUGAUAGCCCUUUGAUUGAAGAUUCGGUGAUAGUUGGAUAUGUAUCGGGUAUUCCGUCACAGGGAUGUACCAAAGGAGGAGUUGUGUCCCCCUACAAGUUUGGAUUUACGAUUCGUAAUGUCACCUUUGUUAACUUUAACCAAACUGACUGCUACGCAUUGAGAAUUACCAGAAUUCCUGAGCGAUGCACUUCUCUCUGUGGCGGGUUCAUGUACAGGACACAGAACCUGACUUUUGUCAACGCUGAUAAUCGCGUGAACAACGACUGGAUUUGGGAAUCGGUGUAUGAGGACAUGGAUGGGUCUCUGUGUGGUUCUACGUCCUGUAAAGUGGUACCCUGUACCGGGACGUUACCAUCAAACUGUACCUCGUUCUCCAACACGUCAACUGUCCCGUUAUGUUCUUGUCCAGGAGAUGUCAGACUGGUCCGAUUCGCGGUAUCGUCAUACUCCUAUGUAUCCUCAAGUUGGCCUAUCAUCCUCACCAACCAGUACGGAUCAACAAGACACCACUAUCGUAAUAGUGCUAUUGAUCCCUCCAGAGGCUGGAUGACGAAUUUAGUGCCUGGUGAAUCGUAUUUAUGGGACUUUGGCAGUGCACGAGUUCUGACUAAUUUCAGUUACUGGGGUUAUUUCUACCGAAUGCAGUAUGGCGAUUACGUCAUUAUAAGCCAGGCCUUGACUGAAGAACCAGACCAGUUUCAGAUAGAUAGUUCCAAACUGAUCUCCGCAACAAAUGAAACAUUAGAUCCAGAAAUACACUACCAUGGAGAUUGGCUGUACAACGAGACAUCCGGUCUGAUCACAUACUUAGUAUCCUACAGACGACGAGAACGCAUGUAUGACAACGGUAUAGAGGACAUAUAUAUAAAUCUGCGAAUAAUAAAGUGCUUCUUCACGGACUGUAUCACUCCAACUACACCCGUACCAACGACCGUCCGGACGACUCCUACUCCAACUACCCCCUGUGUUUACUGGUCAUCUCCCACAUCAUGGCCAGACAACACACCUCCGGUUGAAGGGGAUGACGUCACCAUUUCAAAAGGUGUAUGUAUGAUAGCCGAUACGGUGAUACCAAGGCUGAAAAAACUCGUUAUCUACGGCGAGCUGGAGUUUGACCAUGGUCCUGUAAAUGGUUCCUACCGAAAUUUUACUGUCAGCGCAACGGACAUUAUAAUCAUUGGAGGGAAUCUCCGGAUUGGAUCACCGAAUGUCACUUUCCUGGGUAACAUCGAUAUCACACUUCGUCGUUCUGGAGACCACAGCACCAGCGAGCAUCUCCCAAACACAGACAUACCUGUUAACUCAAAGUCAAUAGCUGUAUACGGAGGGCUAGAAGUACAUGGUAAAGAUAUUGGCGUUCCCUGGACGAAAUUACGUACAACAGGGAACCCCGGGGACACCUCAAUCACUCUAGCUGACGACGUGACCUGGAAGGUCGGGGAGGAAAUUGUCAUCGCCCCGACCAGUUACGACAUCUGGGAAACAGAGACAUUCCGAAUCACUGGAGUUUCUGACGAUGGGGUGACUCUGGCACUAAACGAUUCUCUACGAUUCAGGCAUAUCGCAUACAGCGAAACAAUAAAUGGACGGGCAGUAAAUAUGGCGGCGGAAGUGGGUCUCCUCACAAGGAAUAUCCGGGUAUUUGGUGAAAAUGUCGGGUCCUACUCCACAGAAGGCCAUGAAGGACGGGUUGUUGUAGGGGCGACCAUGGCUGGAGACGUGUUUUACAAAGGUUUUGCCAGCUUUAGUUAUGUCGAGUUUGUGUAUACUGGACUGACGUAUCGGAAUGCGGAGAGAGUAACUGACAAGACACCGUCAUCUGUUACAAAGUGUACAUUCCACCAGGUCUUUUCUCAAGCGAUUGGAGUAUACGGGACUAUAGGUAUCUCCCUGAUGGACAACGUUAUCCACCACUCUGUAUCACCAGCUAUCGAAACACAAUCCCGGAAAACAACUAUUGCACGCAACCUCAUCGUAUUAGUCAAUGGCGGUAUAAGUACCUAUCAUGGAGCCAUACUUGCCGUCCAGUCAAGCGACCUGUCACUUGUGGAGAAUACAGUCAGCGGUACUGAUAGAGUAGCUUAUCGCGUUCCUGGUGUCGAAUGUGGUCGAAUGUCUUCUUCAUUUGGAAACGAAGCCCAUAGUUCAUCGAUAGGACUAGAUGUUUCGUCUGAAGACAGUGUUCAAGGCCAUUGUAACGCAAUAUCGAACUUCUUCAUCUGGAAAUGUAGCAAUAUAGGAAUAUAUUACAACAGCGGACGGUCUGUAGAUAUAAGUGGGGUUGUUUUGGCGGAAAAUACCCUUGGAAUAUACACACAAGUUAAUGGACCAAACCCUGUUGAUCAUUUUUACUCACCGAAGUUCUGUACCAUCAAGAACAGCCUGAUAAUCGGAACAACACCUUCAUAUAGCUGUACCACAGACCAGGCCAAAUCUACUGGAUUAAGUAAUCAGACUACUGGAGGACACGUUGGCAUGACGUUUACUUCCUUCAUGCAAUAUAGUAACGGGAACUCUCUAAACAGUCUUCCUGCACUUAAUUCCUACCCUGCAAUCAUGGGAGUGACGAACAUUCAUGACGUAACGUUUGCGCAUUUUAAGACGGUUUGUGGGACAAAGGACAUUAUGCUGACAACAAACAGAUGGAACGAUGAUGGACAACACCCUGUGGAAACCAGUAGAAUCACCAAGUACGACACGGAUAACGAAUCGUACUUCUUUAUCCAUCGACCAAACAUCGACAAAAUAAACCCAAGUGACUGUGUAGACAUGGAUUGUGAUGGACUGAAGAAGGCCCUUAUUAAAGACGUAGACGGAUCCUUCCUCGGAACGAAAGGUGCUGUCCUAUCACAGUCGGAGUGGGAGUGGGAUGGCGAUCCGAGGAGGGGUCUCGGAGACUAUAGGAUACCGAGAGAGAUGCUGACCACUCUGUCUGGCGAACGUAUUAACGUUAGUACCAUCGCACCACACAAAGGUAUAAUACGGAACGACAAGUGUCAGUACCGGACUGCCUGGCAGGCCUACGAGUGUCACAACCUGGACUAUGAUAUGCUGAUUAUAGAGAGUUUAGACGCGGACACGGAGACUCGGCGUCUGUCACCUGUCGCUUUAUUAGGGGACGGUUAUCUCGACCUCAUUAAUGGACCCCAGGACCACAGCAGUUGUAGUCAAGGUUUCUGCCGAAAACGUCUGUCUACGUUCAUGUCCAUAGUAGCUACAGGAAGAAACUACUCGUUGUACUUCUCGACUACAAGCCCACAGACACUAAGGCUCUUACUGUUGAACUCCGAUGAUAGCCAAAGCGUUGUUUUAGGUAUAUGGUACUCCCAGUCAAACCGCCGAGAUGUGUACGUGGGGGAUGAUCUAGUGUUAGCAAAGAAUGCCAGGAUGGUGAACGGAAAGUAUAUAGUUGAUCGGCCAACACGACCUGGUGAAUUCAAUCCUGAAAAGAAUGACGACACGGGGGCUAAUUUCUUUGACCGAGACACUAACAUUCUGUAUGUGUUAGUCAAAGGAAGCAGUCCGGUUAAAAUAGUAACAAAUCCUUCCCUAAUUGUGUCAUUUCAAAUACCUGCAUUGACACCAGAGGAGUUUUAUGGUGAGGCAUUGGUCCAUAAUCUAGCCUUGUUCUUCGAUGUGCCGCCGGAGAAGGUCAGAGUGGUCAACGUUGUCAGGGAGACCGGGAGGAGGAGAAGAGACGUUGAUGGGAACAUCAAAGUCGUGCUAGAAAUCAGUGAUCCACCAACUGAAGGUUUGAAUGCUACAGCUAUGCAAACAUUGACAGUAGAUGAGUUGUUGAACAAGUCGGCAUUGUUCAUAAACACAGUUCAGGGAGGAGAAGAUAUUAGCAAAGCACUGAACCUGACUAUAAUCGGCAUUGCUGUAUCUGAACCUCCAAUAAACGAUGGUUUGAACCCACCACGCGCUGACACCUCCGGCGAGAUCACUGUUCCAAAGAGCUUAAAUGUAUCGGUACAUCUAGCUCCGUCGUAUGAAACUGCGCCAUUCCCUAUACAACCUUGCUUGCACGUGUUUGAUAUACAGGAUGAACCGAUGGGAAAACUAGGAAGUGUUGGAGAUCCUUGGCGUAUCGCAGCUUAUCUAAUAUCAGGAGCUGACCGGUCUGUCAAGUUACAAGGAACAACAUCGGUUGAUGUAGUCGGGGGAUGGGCCAACUUCUCGGAUCUCGCGUUAUCACAUUACGGAGAAGACUUCACCAUUCAUUUUAACAAGACUUACCCUGAUAAUGCAAUCGAUUUGAAUGUUCUUUCUGAGAGCUUCUCUGUACACAGAAUCAAUAUCGGAAUAAACAUCAUAUCUACCAAUAUUACGCUUGUAAACAAUGAAACAAUAAUAAAGGUUGAACUGCUGGACAACACGACGCAAAAUCGAAUUCGUAACAUUAAAUGGAGAGGACAUUCAUGGAGUGUAACUGUUGACUUUGAUAAAAGUUUGGACAUAAUCGGGGAUAUGACCGGGUCCAAGCAAUCAACAUUCAACCAUUCAACUGGAGACGCCAUCUUUAAUGACCUGGUGUUCGGCCAGAUUGGUGUUUAUAUCCUUAAAUUCCAUGUAAAGUCGUCACCAGAGGAGUAUGACCUGUAUGGGGAGUUUCGGGUCCAAGUACUAAGUGAGGUCCAAGUACAUCUUCGUAACAGUAAUAAUGCUACCUCGACAAAUAUAUCACUUACUUUUAAUGAAAGUUAUGCAGAUAUUGUUGGAGAAAGAGACGAACACUUCGGAGCCUUGGUCGUCAACAAACUCGCCAGAAAAUAUACCGAUGUAUAUUUUGAUCGAAUAACAGUGAUACCAGGAAGUAUCGUAACAAUGGCAGAGAUCACACAACAUUCUAACGAUACAGAUACAACACUACAGUCCAUGGCUAAUUUCCUGGGAAGUGAAACCUUCGCCUUUAAUGGUAUGAUACUGAAACGACCAACGCUAAGGGGUAAUCGAAGAAACUUCAGUCCUACGAUAUAUUCAUCUAUGCUAUCAACCGGAGGAGUGACUUCGACAGCAACAACGAUCACAGACUUGGGACCCAGGCUUUCUACUGAACAGAUCAUUGCCAUAGCUACAACUCCAUUAUUCGUUCUGUUGGGAGUCAUAAGCAUUAUCAUUAUCUGUAAACACAAAAACAAGAAGAAGAAGAUAGGUCAUCAAGAAUAUUCAGAGUACCUGACGAAAUCUUCGACUGUAAGUUCUGAUGACUUAACCUGGGGUAAAGGUACAAAUAUCCAAAACGAGUAUCAUGAUCCUUUACCUGUUUGGUGACCGCUGAUUUGAAGCCACAAUCUACAAACCAACACGGAAAACAUAUCAUUUACUACAACGUUGAGAUAGAACAUCAACUACCAUCGUCUUCAAUGGGAAAUUUUCGAUCCAGUCGGGCCUAUAAUUAAAGAAGACCGUUUACGGUUUCCGUUGAUGACAUUUUUAUUCAGUGGAGAAAUGCUCUUGUCAUUGAGAUAUUAUACCGGGAAUAAGAAAUAAAUAGACACGUGGUUCAAGUUUAUAAAAAACGCUAUGAGAAAAUCUUCAUCAAACUAUAAAUAUGACUUGGUGUAUACAUUACAUUUUGUAAAUAUUUUAGACUAUUUGACAUGAUAGUAAUAUGGUGCUGGUAAAAUAAUUCAAUAACGUGAUUCAAAGCACCAUCAAGUGAUUCGCAACAUCAGAAAUAAAAAACCUAACCCGUGUGAACUUAUGAAUGAUGUUUUAAAAAAGGGAUAAAUUAUUUUCCAAUGCAUUCGAAUAAAUCAUUUCGGAUUUUAGAAGACCUUGGUAUAUACCACUUUAUAGUUAUAAACAUAUCAAUAUCUUUCCCUGAUUUUUAGCAAAAUUAAUGUAACAUAUCAAACAUAAACAUGGUUUGACAAAUCAGUUAAUUGCAUAUUGAUAUUCGUUCUUUAUAUUAACUGUGUUGCACUAUAAACAGACUAAUUGUAUGUAGUGUGUAGCUAAAAUGUUUUAUUUUUAAUUCCUUGAUAUGACAGCAUAUUCCGGUUUGUUAAUAUAUUCUGAUAAAAUUACUUGUAUAACAUACCGCAAGAUGUUAGUAUUUUCCACAAAUUAUGUUAGAGAAAAUGUGAUAUAAUAAAUUUAACCUUUGUUGCUGCCAAUAAAUAUAUUGUAUUACCUAUAUUAUACAUUUUUGCGAUUGGGUUUGAUGAGUAUUUUAGUUAUACUUUAUUUUAACCUAUAGGGUUUUAUUCAGUUUUCAUCUAAGAAAAAAAAUCAGAUUUUAUUCUAUUUUGUUUAACUUGUCAUUUUUAUUAAACAGACAUUCUAUUUGAGUUAGCUACUUUUUUCAUCUACAUCAUUUUCUGUUAAAUAUCAUUUUGACCAGAAUCCAAAUUUUCGUUACAAUGAAAUUGUCAAAGUGUUUUGAAAUAAAAUUCAAGCUUGUACACAUUUUUAGUUUUCUCUAAAAAAUGGAUGAUAUCCUAUUCUGCCAACAAUAUAUUGAUGUUUGUGUGUUUUGAACAUUGGUUUUGACGUGUACCCAUGUGAUUGUAAUAAAAA
This is a messenger RNA of Pecten maximus, 10883 nucleotides long. Its product is annotated as fibrocystin-L-like. The record is from RefSeq and is a predicted model, not a curated record. The transcript has 31 exons. NCBI's taxonomy places the organism in Eukaryota, Metazoa, Mollusca, Bivalvia, Pectinida, Pectinidae. The coding region runs from base 108 to 9632 and encodes 3174 amino acids.